Paracoccidioides brasiliensis Pb18 is the source of this 972-nucleotide messenger RNA. RefSeq lists its product as uncharacterized. Bases 1 to 972 code for a protein of 323 amino acids. The record is from RefSeq and is a predicted model, not a curated record. The transcript has 4 exons.
AUGCCACAGCCACCAGAUUUUCUCCUACAGGAGCAAUAUGGCUGUUCGACGAUAUACCACGCCAUCGAGGAGGAAGUUUUCCUCAACUACCUCGAGUCUACCCUUUGUGUCUACUUUAAACGAUUUCCCACAUUGGGCUGGCCAGCUGCAGUAGUCUCCGGCCCACGGCUGUGUACGGGCACGAACGAAGAUCCAGGCGUCGAGUGGAGAGUGUUCCGGCAUCGGAAUAUCGCAGCUACAUCUUUGGUGCGUACUCCUUCUGAACGUGCAGAAUGUUCUGGCAUAUGGAUCAGAGACGGAUUUAACCAUGAGUUGUUCCUCUCGAACACGUUGUUACCAUUGCAUAAUCUGCAUGACUGCAAAGGACUUCCUUCCAUGCAUAUCCAAGUAACACUCUUCAGUGAUGGCGGGUAUGAUAUCAAUGUCAAGAUAGCUCGUUCAUUGGCUUUUGCACAAGCAAUGAAGGAAUUUGUGCACAAGCCAAUAUUUGAACCCGCACGGUUAGACGCAUGUGCCGCAGGCGGUAUCGAUGGGACUGCUCCGGAUGCAUUAUACCCAGUUCUAUUUCACUGGGAGCAACUUGUCCGGUUAAAGGAACGAGCCCGCACUGAUGAUAGCGGCCGCCCUGACAUCUCUAGACUAGAUGUGCUGCUCGCACACGUUUGGGCUGCUAUCCAACCGAGCGCGGGACCAUGGGGAAUCAACAGACGACGUGUUUAUAAAUCUGUCUAUCGGAGCUUGGACGCAUGUAUCCCCGCCACUUCCGGAGUCAUUUAUCGGUUCUCCAUUGUUCCAAACCCACAUGCGAAGCGCCUGGCAAGACGGCCCCGCAUGGCUACAAAUCUGGGAAGGAUGGCAAGUCAAAUCCGGGGGACGAUGAUGCUAUUUAGUCCAGCAAAGAUUGGAGCCAUGCUUCAUGACGCGGCCUACAAGGAGGUAUCGCGCAGAGGCUUUUGCAGGCACGCAACAUAG